Molecule: messenger RNA, 1229 nt
Organism: Biomphalaria glabrata
Lineage: Eukaryota; Metazoa; Mollusca; Gastropoda; Planorbidae
Exons: 3
Coding region: 227-1162 (311 amino acids)
Source: RefSeq, a predicted model, not a curated record
AUGCAUUUAUCAUUUAUACACGACAUGUCAUAAAGACAAAGAAAACUAUUUUUGUUGCUGUUAAAAAAAUACGAUCAUUGUCUAGAAUAAAUCUAGGAUAGAACUUUAUCUUUACAAGUUAAGAUACAUGAAAUUGAUUGAUUGUGGCCCAUAUGAUGUCAUUAGAUUGCAUACCUCUGUUAUAGAAAGUUUCCUUCUGUCUAGCUGAAAGUGUUAGUUAGUCUUCAUGGUCUUGCCAGAGUACACAUUAGAGGACCUUUAUGGUGGUUAUGAAACUCAGUCCUCUGAAGGUGGAGAAGCUGAUUUACACAAGCACCUCACAGGUUGUAAAAAGAAUCCAGGUCAUGUAAAGUUUAUACCUGUGGAAACAUUCAAUUUGGAACAUUUACCUGAAGGAUACCAUGACCAUGAUCUCUAUGAUCUGAUCAAAGCUGUAGCUGACCUGACUGUCAGAGUGGAUGUUCGAUUGACCAGUGAGGAUCGACCUGAGUUCUGGCCAGAUAAAAACUAUGCCUAUCCUUUUUACAGCAUUAGAGGAAAGGAUAUUUUGCGCACAGGAAGUGGAAGGGUGAGUCAUAUCACAGAAUACAAAUCUUGUCCUUGUCAAAAAUGUCUUCAGUCUGAUGAACCUAACAAAGUCUGGUGGGAAGUUAUAGUACAGACUGCUACACAUGUGGUUUACGACAAGGCUGAAGCUAGUCACACAAAAUUUAGAUUGUUUUAUGAUAGACAAGACAGUCCAGUGAUCACUCUAGGAAACGUCAGCGUUUGUGACUCCUACUUGAAAAGAGACCAGUGCUAUCUAGCUUGUGUUACCUGCGAUGCUGAUCUAGGCAGCAAGGUCUACGAUAUUAAAACGCGUCUUGAUGUCUUGUGGCGUAAAGUACACAACAAAUAUAAACAGACCAGAGACAUCCAUAAACUGACAUUCAUAGUGUCCCAUCCACACGGAUGCCCAAAACAUAUUAGUAUAGGUCAAUGGGUGGAGAAGUACCAUGUGACCAACUUUGUCUGCAAGUUUUCCUAUACGACCAGCACAUGUCCAGGGAGUAGUGGUGCUUAUGUCAACAUAGUUGGAUAUGACACUUGCCCAUAUCAACCUGUGCAUUCUGGGACAUUAGCAAAUAAUAUAAAUUACAGUGGGUCCGGUAUUAUCAUCUAAUGUCAAAGCAUGUAAUUUAGUGUAAAUUUAAUUUAGUUUAAAUUUAAUAAAUGACUAUGCCUUUUAA